This is a messenger RNA of Triticum aestivum (bread wheat), 618 nucleotides long. RefSeq lists its product as uncharacterized. Lineage: Eukaryota; Viridiplantae; Streptophyta; Magnoliopsida; Poales; Poaceae. The transcript has 2 exons. The coding region runs from base 109 to 414 and encodes 101 amino acids. The record is from RefSeq and is a predicted model, not a curated record.
UAUUACCAGCUUCGUAAUGGAAGGAAUGGACGGCUACUUGCCAAAUAUAAUCCAGGAUGAUUAUCAUGCAUCCUCAGAUGCCUGCUCAUUGCCAGCUUGCAUGUGUACAUGGGACAAAGUCAGUUUUUAUCUGACAAAGAUAUUGCAGAGUGCUUUAUUUCUAAUACAGCUUCAGCGCACACGGAGAUUGGGCGAAACAGCACGCCCCCCCUCUGCUGGGCAUGCCUCUCCGCAGCCUCGGGCCUCACCUCCAGACUGCUGGUGACGGCAAAGGAAAAAACGAGGAGCGUGAUGAGCAUUACGCCGUCAUGGCGAAGAGGUACAAAGCAAGGAGCUGGCGGCGGCUCCAUCAUCGCCGACGAAGCCUGCCAGGAGGAUGAGACUGCCCAGGAUACACGGGCCACGCGCGCGUAAGCAAACCAGAUCCCCGAGGCUUACGGGGACGGCGCACAUGCCAGUGUCCGGUAUGUUGUUUCUCACGGCUCACCCCACCCAUGGUUGGAUGCUCAAGCUGUGCCGCCGCUGCUUUCCAUAUGCUUGUGUUGUUUCUGUGUCUGCUGUGGGUUCUGCGCGGAUCUGAAGGCUUCCUUCAUGGAUGAUGGAUGAUGCGAUGCUGAA